This is a messenger RNA of Pungitius pungitius (ninespine stickleback), 6147 nucleotides long. It is a transcript of the gene arid1b, whose product is annotated as AT-rich interactive domain 1B. Lineage: Eukaryota; Metazoa; Chordata; Actinopteri; Perciformes; Gasterosteidae. The coding region runs from base 694 to 4800 and encodes 1368 amino acids. The transcript is spliced from 12 exons. Gene Ontology annotation, biological process: chromatin remodeling; regulation of transcription by RNA polymerase II; positive regulation of DNA-templated transcription. Gene Ontology annotation, cellular component: nucleoplasm; brahma complex; nBAF complex. The record is from RefSeq and is a predicted model, not a curated record. Gene Ontology annotation, molecular function: nucleosome binding; DNA binding.
AACCGAAAGGCACCUUUUUUUUAUUCAAACGCAAAUAUGGGAACGCGUGACAUUUGGAAAACUUCAAACGAAUUAGAGACGGCCGGGUUCCCGAGAACUCGUCUGGUUUUCCCCCCUGGGCUCGGUGAAAAGCCAUUAGUUUUUCCCCACCGCGCCGCAGCACACGAGGGGGAAAUAAAAAAAAAAAAGAAAAGGGGAGCCUCGUCUUCAAGGACCCCUUCUCUCUGUUAACAAGAAAUGUGCAGCGGGCCCUUUGGAAAUCGGUCCUUUUUAAGCGCCCGGGCUCUUCGACGGGAGACGCCGUGAAGGCGCAAGAACAUCGCCCAACGUCUCCUCCCCGGCUUGGAAUGUGCCGCGGACGCACCGGCUUGCUCAAGUGGAGCUGCUUUCACGAUCUCCCAUUGGAGAGAUGAACGGCUUGGAAAGAGUUUAGAGGCCUUUUUAAAACAUUUAAAACCAUUCCGCCUGCCUCACUUUGUGACAUCAAACAAAUAAUUAUCAGGCAGCUUUUAUCACUCACAAAAUAAGCAACGUUCAUUUGAGGGAGUUGAAUCAUGUUGAAUCCACAUGGCAAGUACGCCUUCUCCUUGAAUUGUCUAGCUUUUGUCUGAGCUUUUAUAGCUUCACUAUCCUAUAUAUUUAUCCAAAAGCUAACCCGAUGUCUGUUGUUUGGCCCUCCUUGUUGUAGGAGCCAUGGGAAUGUCAGGAGACGGGAUGAUGAGCCCAGAUGUGAAAUUGAAAACUGAAAUGAAAGACGACAGCGGCCCGCCCAACGAGCCUCACAAACCAAAGCUGCAGGACAGUUACAGCCACAACAACAACAACAACAACAACAGCAGCAACAGCAACAGCAACAGCAGCAGCGGCGGCGGCUCCCAGCAGUGCGUCUCCCAGCCGGCCACGCCGGGCGGGGCCCUGCCCGUCCCCUCCCCCCUGUCCCCCAGCCCGGCCAGCCUGUCCUCCUACCACGGAGACGACAGCGACAGCAUCGGCAGCCCCCCCUGGCCCCUCAAGACCCCCCCCAGCCCCAAAGCCGUCACAAACUCCUCCCUCCUCGGUGGGGAGCGAAUCGCGCGGCUCUUCGAGCUGGGCGGGGAGCCGGAGAGGCGGGUGUGGGUGGAGCGAUACUUGACCUUCAUGGAGGAAAGGGGCACGCCGGUGACCCAGCUUCCCGCCGUGGGCAAGAAGCCGCUGGACCUCUGGAGGCUCUACGUGGCCGUUCGGGAGAUCGGAGGCCUCGCCAUGGUGAACAAGAACAAGAAGUGGCGCGAGCUGUCCGCCGCCCUGAACGUGGGCACGUCCAGCACCUCCGCCAGCUCGCUCAAGAAGCAGUACAUCCAGUACCUGUUCGCCCACGAGUGCAAGAUGGAGAGGGGGGAGGAGCCGCCGGCGCCGGCGGACGGCAGCGGCAGCGGGGACGGCAGGAAGCAGGUCAAGAUCCAGCCGCCCUCACCUGCGAAUUCGGGCGGCUCCCUCCAAGGCCCACAGACGCCGCAGUCCUCGGGCAGCAGCUCCACAGCGGAGGCGGCCGGAGACCUGAAACCCCCCACGCCUGCCACCACCCCGCUGGGACAGGUCACACCGCUGCCCCCCAACAGGAGCAGCGUGAGCGUGCAGGACCCCUUCUCGGAGGUGAGCGACCCGGCCUUCCAGAAGCGCGCCGCCUCCCUGGCCCCCUCGGCUCCUUACCAGCAGGGCCUCAGCAUGCCUGACAUGAUGAUGAGGAUGCAGUACGACGCCAAGGACCCCUUCGCCGGGAUGAGGAAGAUGGCGGGAUCCGAUCCCUACAUGCCGGGACAAAUGCCCCCUGGUGGCAUGCAGGAGAUGUACGGUCGACCCCCGUCGGCCUUGACCAUGAGCCAACGGGCGCAGUAUCCAUACGGGCCGGGCUACGACAGGAGACCGGACCACGUCAUGGGGAUGGAGGGGAGCAUGGGUCCGCCCGGGAGUCAGAACAACAUGGGACCUUCCAACAGCGAGAGCAGCAUGUACUCUCCCAGUCGAUACCCUCCACAGCAAAGACACGAUGGCUACAGUCAGCAGUAUCCCGGCAUGCCGUAUGGGAUGCAUCCAUCUGGGAUGUACCCUCAGCAACAGCAGGGCUACAAACGCCCCAUGGACGGCAUGUACGGCCCCCCGCCCAAGAGACACGAGAGCGACAUGUACGCCAUGCAGUACGCCAACCAGCAGCCGGACAUGUACAACCACUACGGCGGUGGGUACUCGGGACCCGAACACAGACCCGUCCAGGGACAGUUCCCUUACCCUUACCCCCGCGACCGCAUGGCCCCCCCAGCUCAGAGCCAGCACGGCAUGAUGGCGGGGGGCCCCACCCCUAACCACGCCGCCGACGGCCCCAACAUGUGGCCAUCCAGGACGGAGCUCGGCUACCCGUACCCCAACAGGCAGGGGCCGCCGUCGCAGAUGGCGGCGUACGGCCCCGUGGGGCGGGACGACGCGGACGGGCGGCCGGGCCAGGAGCAGUGGCACCGCCAGUCUCCCUACAUGUCGGCGGCGGCGGCGGCGGCGGGGGGGGGCAUGCUCCCGCUGUCCUCGCGCCAGCCGUCCUCGUACCCCAACUCUCCGUCCAUGGCCAACCACCUGUCCAGAGCGCCCAGCCCGGGGGCCUUCCAGCGCUCCAUGGACUCCAGGAUGUCCCCCAAGGCCUCGUUCAUGUCGCCCAUGAAGAUGCCCAAGCCCGGAAUGGCCAUGAUGGGACCGCAGGGCGGGGGGGGGCUCGGCCACUUUCCUCCCAACCUGAGGCGGGACCUCAACUACCCACCGGGGUCGGCGGAGGCCACCAUGCCGAUUCUGAAGCCCAGACGCAAGCUCACCUCCAAGGACACCGGAACCCCCGAGGCCUGGCGCGUGAUGAUGUCUCUGAAGUCCGGCCUGCUGGCAGAAAGCACGUGGGCCCUCGACACCAUCAACAUCCUGCUGUACGACGACAGCACCGUGGGCUCCUUCACCCUCUCACAGUUGCCGGGAUUCCUCGAGCUGAUUGUCGAGUACUUUCGCCGUUACCUCAUUGAGAUCUUUGGCAUCCUGGAGGAGUUUGAGGUGGGGACAGUGGCUCAGAAAAGCCUUUUGGACCCGGCUGCUAAACAGGAAGAGGAAACCGUCCCGGGAGAGGCCGCCGCCGCCGCCGCCUCCAACGGCCAUCCGGAACCCGAGUCAGCGCGGGCAGAAGAGGCGCGGGGGGAGCGAGCGGGCGCCGCGGCGGAGGAAGCCUCGGCGGCGCGGCCAGAGGCGGCCGAGGGAAACGGCGAGAAGGCGGAGUCCGGGUCUGUGAGCGUGACGAAGGAGGAGGAGGGGGAGGACGAGGGCCAGAACGAGGAGGACGGACGGGCAGAGGCGAAGGAGGAGGAGGGCGAGAAGGCGUCCCAGAAUGACCCGGAGGGUGUCGAGCCGAAGCUUCGCCUCAAGCAAGCCAGCAAAUACGACAAGCUCCCCAUCAAGAUCGUCCCCGCGGGGGACCUGUGCGAGGACGCGACGCGGCGCCCGGGCCACGCCACCGAGUUCACCAGCGGCUUGCUCCACUGGCAGGCCGGCGGAGGGGACUCCACGGCGCACAUCCAGACGCAGUUCGAGCCCCGCCGCGACGCCCCCCCUCCGCCCCCGGCGGCGGAGAGCGGGAGCGGGGAGGAGACGGGGGGCGGGCCGCCGGGGCACAUCACGGCCACCAUAGACGACGUCCUCUGCGCUCGGGUCGACGCCCUCUCGUACGGCCACCCCGCGCGCUCCCUGCCGUCCUACCCGUUCAGGGUGCACCGGGACGGGGGCGAGCGGGACCGCAUCACGCUGCUGGAGGACGAGCCCCGCUGCCCGGACGACGCGCCGCUCUCCGCCGCCUCCGCCUGGCAGGACGCGCUGGCCAAGCGCUGCCUGUGCGUCUCCAACAUCGUCCGGAGCCUGUCCUUCGUGCCCGGCAACGACUCGGACAUGUCGCGCCACCCGGCUCUGGUCCUCCUCCUGGGACGGCUGCUCCUGCUGCACCACCGGCACCCGGAGAGGGACCGGUCGCCCCCGGGCCGCCAGAGGGACGAGCAGAAGGAGGCGGGGCUGCCGAGCAGCGGAGAGCAGUGGCGCUGGGAGUGCCUGGCUCUGCUCAGGGAGAACGCCAUGGUCACUCUGGCCAACGUCUCGGGCCAGCUGGAUCUCGCCGCCUACCCGGACACCAUCUGCCUCCCCGUCUUGGACGGCCUGCUCCACUGGAUGGUGUGCCCGUCCGCCGAGGCGCAGGACCCCUUCCCGUCGGCGGCGCCCCACUCCCAGCUGACCCCCCAGAGGCUGGUGCUGGAGUGCCUCUGCAAGCUGAGCAUCCAGGGCGGCAAUGUGGACCUCCUGCUGGCCACGCCCCCUUUCAGCCGGCAGGAGAAGUUCUUCGCCGUGUUGGUGCGCUACGUGGGCCAGAGGAAGGCGCAGGUGUACAGGGAGAUGGCCGUGGCCGUGCUCUCCCACCUGGCGCAAGGCGACCCCACGGCGGCGCGCGCCAUAGCCACGAAGAAGGGCAGCGUGGGUAGUUUAGUGGGCUUCCUGGACGACGGGGUGAGCAUGGCGCAGUACCAGCAGAACCCUCACAGCCUGCUGCACAUGGGGCACCCACCUAUGGACCCGCCGAGCGUAAACAUGAUGUGCCGAGCAGCGAAAGGCCUGUUGGCCAUGGCGAAGGUGGAGGAGAACAAGACGGAGUUUGUGUUGUACGAAAGCCGUUUAUUAGACAUCUCCAUUUCGUCCGUGCUCAACGCCGGGGUGGUGGCUAUCAUUUGCCAAGUUCUCUUUCACCUGGGGAAAUUAUGACAAGAGGAGAGGCGGGACUCCCACCGCAGGCGCUGAGAUGCUUCUGCGGUUUCCUAUUUUUAUUUAUCAAAAUGGCAGAAAAUGUUGUUGUUGUUUUUUAAAGACAUAUCCACAAAAUAUCUCUAUAUAUGUAUAGCUUCUGGGCCCUGUUGAAAAAAAAGUGGGUUUGGCAUUUGAAAGCUCAUUUUAAUACUAAUAUUUAAUACCUGCCACUGUUGGAUUGCUGAUUUUGUUUGGCUUUUUUGUUUGUUUUUGUUUACUUUUUCAGCCAAAGCUGCCACAAGAUGUCGGUGCUGAAUUACGUGGUUCCUUUUGAGUCGAUGAGUCGUGGAGAUGUUUUUCAGUUUUAUAAACGCUAAUAUACUCAUCAACAUUUUGUCAAUGGAGAGUAUUUAUUUAAAAUGUGACUCUGUACAGUAGUUUGAACUUUUUUGCCAACAGUUUGUGGCGGGGAAAAAAAAAAUGCUGACUUUUCAAAUUGAAAUGUAUAUGUCUCCAUCGCUGGAAGAUAAAUUGUGCAAUAGGACUCUAGAGCGAGUUGUUUCCCCUUUUUUGAGAACAAGGAGAACCUUAGAAGAUGCCUGCAGUGUGUGCUUUAGGCCACGGGGAGGCAGCAUCGCACCGGCCGAUCAACACGACAGACGAGCAUCUGUUAAAUUAAGUGUCUAAUUUAUCAUAGCCUCAAUGACUUUCACGGAUGGACUUUGUGUUUCCUAAGCACUUGUGUUAUGUCUGUAUUUUUUCAUCACCCUGUAUAUAAACCGUUGUACAAUGGACGCACAUUAUUCUUUCAGUGUCGAACAAGCAUAGCAAGAGAUGGGACUUUCCUACUAUUAUAACAAAUGCUUUGAUUGUUGGUAAAAAUUUGUUAUUGUUAUUAUACAUAUUUUGUUAAUGGGGUCAAAUAUUUGAACAUGGCAGAUGUAACUGGUGUUUCAAUGUAAAAAAAAAAAAAAUCCUGUACGCAUUGUAUUAUAGCUGAGAAAACAAUCGCUUUGGUAAUCAGACGUGAAAGUGAAAGGGUAUUAAGGGCGAGGUCGCGCAAGAAAACUGAACACAUUUUUGUUCAUCACUGUCCUCCAUUCAUGUCAAUGGGCAUAUUUUUGAAUCUAGACGAUGCUCUCAAAAGAAAACGUGUGAAAAGAACCUUCAAAACGUCACGAAAGCUCAUUGUAAAAUCUGCCUUUUUUUCGUAUGACUCCAUGUCUCUCUUUUAUUCAGUAUACACAUUUAUACUCUGUGCUGCACAUGUCACAAAUAAAUGUAUGAUGAACAUCAUUAAGCACCGGAGACGUUGCAUUAUGUCCAGACAAUCCUAGGCUAAUAAAACAAAACAUCAACUGCUUA